UUUUUUUUGGAGAUCACAUUUCUUUUUCUGCCUGACUGCUUACUGGAGGUAUCUUCCGUCAUGUUUGAUCGGUUGAGCGAAUUUGCGUAUUUUCCCCCGUUGUCAUUUCGUAUCGUUUUUGGUGACGUUUGGUUUAGAGGCAGAGCUUCUACCCCAAUUGCAAUAUGUACGUUUACCUAGCUCGAUCAUUCCCCCACACCGCGCGUCCAAACUUUCUCGAUCUCAACUUCUCGGAUUCUCUUUUUCUCAUCGUUCGCGGUCUCAAGCUCACUUUUGUCCUUCAUUCCUAACUCUUUUUUCUUAUUCUCAUUCUCAUUUCGUGCAUGCAGUUCAUCUCUCAAUUGCUUUUCCUUUUGUCUUCCACCCCUUCUAAAUGCUGUAUCCUCGUGGACUCUCUCUCACUUUCAAUUUUAUCAUUUCGUCACCAUCUCAAGUUAGCCAGCCCCUUCUAUCACUCCCCCUCCCCCCUAUCACAUUAUCACACUGACCAAUUCCCCAUUCACAUGCCAAAGUGGGCUCCCUUGUCAAAUUUAAAUGUAGGCAUUCCCUGGUACAUACUCAUUUCCUGUGCAGGGACAAAUAUAUUCAUUUGCAUGUUCCGUUCCAAUUGGUUUUCUUCCUUGCACGAUGAUCAACUCUCAUCUCUUUCAGUCUACGCCGUGGUCAUCUCGCGUCUCUCCCUUGCUGUUCGACCCUAGCUUGAACCCGCAUUUCCACUCAAAGCACCUUUUACUCUUUAAUCUCCUGGGAUCACUCGCAUUUACACUCCCUAGACUCAUUCCUUCUUCUCUGGUUCCGCCACUUCCUAAAUCAACAUUCCUGCCCCCAGACUGAUUUACUGGAGUGUUACAUCAUCACAGUUUCGGAGAUAU
This is a messenger RNA of Cantharellus anzutake, 872 nucleotides long. RefSeq lists its product as uncharacterized. The transcript has a single exon. NCBI's taxonomy places the organism in Eukaryota, Fungi, Basidiomycota, Agaricomycetes, Cantharellales, Hydnaceae. The record is from RefSeq and is a predicted model, not a curated record. The coding region runs from base 324 to 698 and encodes 124 amino acids.